CUCUCGCCUAUUAUAUCCAGCCUCUUCUCCUCUCUCUCUCUCACCCACAAACAACAACUUUCCCCCUUCCUACUCUUGGCUUUGCUCCUCCUUGUGUCUCACUCUGCUUAGCAGAAAUGCCUCCAAUCUUGCCAGAUUUCUCUAGCUCAGUUAAGCUUAAGUAUGUUAAGCUGGGUUACCAAUACCUCGUCAAUCACAUUCUCACACUUACGCUUAUACCUGUUAUGGCUGGGGUUCUUGUUGAAGUUCUUCGUUUAGGCCCCGAAGAGAUUGUUAACCUAUGGAAUUCGCUUCACUUUGAUCUUGUUCAAAUCUUGUGCUCUUCUUUCCUUAUCAUCUUCAUCGCCACUGUUUACUUCAUGUCCAAGCCAAGAAGCAUCUACCUUGUGGAUUAUGCAUGCUACAAACCUCCCGUUACUUGCCGGGUUCCCUUUGCCACCUUCAUGGAGCACUCCAGGCUGAUCUUGAGCAACAAUCCUAAGAGCGUCGAGUUUCAGAUGAGGAUUCUUGAAAGGUCUGGUCUCGGUGAAGAGACUUGUUUGCCUCCUGCUAUCCAUUACAUCCCUCCAACUCCAAACAUGGAAGCUGCAAGAGGCGAGGCUGAGAUUGUUAUUUUCUCGGCUAUGGAUUCUCUGUUCAAGAAAACGGGGCUGAAACCUAAAGACAUAGAUAUUCUUAUUGUCAAUUGCAGUCUCUUUUCUCCAACGCCAUCUUUGUCUGCUAUGGUGAUCAACAAAUACAAGCUGAGGAGUAACAUAAAAAGCUUCAAUCUUUCCGGAAUGGGAUGCAGUGCAGGGCUUAUCUCCAUUGAUUUAGCUCGCGAUCUUCUCCAAGUACACCCGAAUUCUAAUGCGGUUGUUGUCAGCACAGAGAUAAUCACUCCAAACUACUACAAAGGAAAUGAAAGAGCGAUGCUCCUUCCCAACUGUCUCUUCCGUAUGGGUGGAGCCGCGAUCCUCCUAUCGAACCGCCGCUCUGAGAGGCGGCGUGCCAAGUACCGCCUUGUGCACGUUGUUCGAACCCACAAAGGUGCUGAUGACAAGGCCUAUCGAUGCGUGUAUGAAGAAGAGGACAAAGAAGGCAAAGUUGGGAUAUCUUUAUCUAAGGAUCUCAUGGCUAUUGCUGGAGAGGCUUUAAAAUCUAACAUUACCACCAUCGGGCCUUUGGUUCUUCCAGCAUCUGAACAGCUCCUAUUUCUUCUCACUCUCAUUGGCCGUAAAAUCUUCAACCCCAAGUGGAAGCCUUAUAUUCCAGACUUCAAGCAGGCGUUUGAGCACUUUUGCAUCCAUGCUGGUGGGCGAGCAGUCAUAGAUGAAUUGCAAAAGAACCUGCAGCUUUCCGCAGAGCACGUUGAGGCAUCCAGGAUGGCAUUGCAUAGAUUCGGAAAUACAUCGUCGUCAUCAUUGUGGUAUGAAAUGAGCUACAUUGAAGCAAAGGGGAGGAUGAAAAGGGGAGAUAGGAUUUGGCAAAUAGCUUUUGGAAGUGGAUUCAAGUGUAACAGUGCAGUAUGGAAGUGCAACAGGACCAUCAAAACCCCAACAGACGGGCCUUGGGCGGAUUGCAUUGAUAGGUACCCAGCUCAUAUCCCUGAAGUUGUCAAGCUCUAGGCUACAAGAAAAUGGGUUGAAUGAUGGGUUAGCUUCUUUGGUUUCAGUAAUUUGCUAAAAUCUUGAAGUUCUGAUCCCUCUGGAUCUCUGCAUUUAUAUUUCUCCUGUGUAUUUCUCAUAGCAUCUACUCAUUUGUCUCUGCCAUACUGUAUCCUUUUCCAUUUUUCUUUUCUUCUCUUUUAAAAUCAUGAAUUUGCAUAGAUACCUCAUAUGAUGCUUAUUUAUGUAUCAAUUAAUGUACCCCAAGCAGGGGAAAAACAGUUUGGAAACAACAGGUUGGAUUAGCCCUUGAAAUAAACCUGGAGUGUUAAUAGAAAACGCUAUUCGUGUUCUGAUUGUACACGGAAAAAAGAAAUUGGUAUAGCUAAAUUCGUAGA
Molecule: messenger RNA, 1984 nt
Organism: Theobroma umbraticum
Lineage: Eukaryota; Viridiplantae; Streptophyta; Magnoliopsida; Malvales; Malvaceae
Product: 3-ketoacyl-CoA synthase 6
Biological process (GO): fatty acid biosynthetic process
Cellular component (GO): membrane
Molecular function (GO): acyltransferase activity, transferring groups other than amino-acyl groups
Source: RefSeq, a predicted model, not a curated record